This is a messenger RNA of Halichondria panicea, 738 nucleotides long. Its product is annotated as lectin L6-like. Bases 1 to 738 code for a protein of 245 amino acids. The record is from RefSeq and is a predicted model, not a curated record. Lineage: Eukaryota; Metazoa; Porifera; Demospongiae; Suberitida; Halichondriidae. The transcript has a single exon.
AUGACGAUCAAAUUCAGCCUGCUACUCUUGGCUUGUGCUUUUGUUUCCAGCUGUUUUGGAAACGAUCAAUUCGGAAAUGUUGCAGGGGCCAAUCUGAAGCACGUGUCCGCUGGAGCUGGUUACUUCUGGGGUGUCACUAGCACUGAUGACAUUUACCGCUGUGACAAUCCCUGUACAACUUGGACCCAAGUACCCGGAAGGCUAAUGCAGAUAGAUGUUGGAGAUAGCGAAGUGUGGGGAGUGGACGCUCUUUAUCGAAUCUUCAAGCGACCCGUGGACGGAAGUGGUACAUGGAAAAACGUCCCAGGACGUCUCAAGCACGUGACAGCAUCUGGCAAUGGCUACGUCUGGGGGGUGAACAGUGCGGAAUCGAUCUUCCGCUGUAAGAAACCAUGCAAUGGACAAUGGAAGGUAGUUGAUGGACAUCUUAAGCAAAUUGAUGGUGGCCACAAGUACGUUUACGGUGUCAACAGAUUUGGUAAUAUUUGGACAAGGCCAGUCGAUGGCAGCGGGAAAUGGAGACAAAUUCCUGGUGCCCUUACGCACAUCACUGCUUCGGGAAGUGAUGAUGUUUUUGGAGUAAACAAGGCCAAUAUGAUAUACCGCUGCCAAAAGCCAUGUAUUGGUCAAUGGGAGCGAAUGCAAGGAGCCCUGAAGCAGUGUGAUGCCACAUUCAAUGGGCUUCUUGGAGUGACUAAAGAUGGCACUGUUUGGCAUCAUCCAAUGACACCAGCUUGA